AUGGACGCGCUGAGCCGGGCCGGGCCGCGGCCCCGCCGCGCCGCCGCCGCCUCCCCGCUGCCCUGGGGCCGCUUCGCCGCCUGGAUCGACUGCGUGUGUGUGGUGACCUUCGAUCUGGAGCUGGGACAGGCCAUGGAGCUGGUGUAUCCCCACGACUUCAGGCUCACCGAGAAGGAGAAAACGAGCAUCUGCUACCUGUCCUUCCCAGACUCCUACUCAGGUGGCCUCGGGGACACGCAGUUCAGCUUCCGGCUGCGCCAGGCCGGGGGUUCCCGGGAUUCCCGGGAUUCCCCGUUCCAGGAUGACGGGAGGUACAACCGGGAGGCGCCGCUGACGCUGCAGCGAGAGGCCUCUCACUAUUUCGGGUACGUGUACUUCCGGCAGGUCAAGGACAGCUCCAUGAGGAGGGGCUACUUCCAGAAGUCCCUGGUGCUCGUGUCCCGCCUUCCCUACGUGAACCUGUUCCAGCGCCUGCUGCAGCUGAUCGCCCCCGAGUACUUCGACAAGCUGGAGCCCUGCCUGGAGGCAGUGUGCAACGAGAUCGACCAGUGGCCGCCGCCGGCGCCCGGCCAGACGCUGAACCUGCCCGUGAUGGGAGUCGUCAUCCAGGUGCGGAUCCCGUCCCGGGUGGACAAGCCGGGCUCCAGCCCAGUGAAGCAGUGCAACCAGGAGAAUCUGUUACCAGCCCCGCUGGUUCUCCCCAGUGUUCAUGAGCUGGAUCUCUUCAGGUGCUUCCAGCCGGUGCUGAUCCACAUCCAGAUGCUGUGGGAGCUGAUGCUGCUGGGGGAGCCCAUGGUGGUGAUGGCACCGUCCCCAACCGUGUCCUCAGAGAUGGUCCUGGCCCUCACCAGCUGCCUGGCCCCGCUGCGGUACUGCUGCGACUUCCGGCCCUACUUCACCAUCCACGACAGCGAGUUCAAGGAGUACACCACGCGCACGCAGGCCCCGCCCAACAUCGUCGUGGGCGUCACCAACCCCUUCUUCAUCAAGACCCUGCAGCACUGGCCACACAUCCUGCGGGUGGGCGAGCCCCGCAUGUCCGGAGACCUGCCCAAGCAGGUGAAGGUGAAGAAACUGGCCAAGCUGAAAACCCUGGACACCAAACCAGGAAUCUACACUUCCUAUAAAACGUUCCUGCACAAAGACAAAACCCUGAUUAAAAGGCUGCUAAAGGGCAUCCAGCGGAAGCGCCCCUCGGAGGUGCAAAGCGCUCUGCUGAGGAGACACCUCCUGGAGCUGACCCAGAGCUUCAUCAUCCCCCUGGAGCACUACAUGGCCAGCCUGAUGCCUCUGCAGAGGGCCAUCACCCCGUGGAAGAACCCCCCCCAGAUCCGCCCCUUCUGCCAGGAGGAUUUCAUGCGGAGCCUGGAGCACGCCGGCCCCCAGCUCACCUGCGUGCUCAAGGGGGACUGGCUGGGGCUCUACAGGCGAUUCUUCAAGUCCCCCAAUUUUGACGGCUGGUUCCGGCAGCGGCACCGGGAGAUGACGCAGAAGCUGGAGGCGCUGCACCUGGAGGCCAUCUGUGAGGCGGACAUCGUGGCCUGGAUGAAGGACAAAUCCGAGGUGGAGAUCGUGGACCUGGUGCUGAAGCUUCGGGAGAAGCUGGUGCGGGCUCGCUGCCAGCCGCUGCCCGUGAAGGAGGAGACGCUGCGGCGGGUCGGUCUCUACAUCGACACCGUCAUCGGCUCGCUGCCCGAGGACCUGCAGGCCGUGCUGCACCACCCCUGAGCGCGGGCUCCUGGAGACGCUUCCCGAUCCCGCCGGCAUCCCCCCGGGAUCCCCCGGGGCUGGCGCUGCGGGAUCGUCCCCCGAGUGUCCCCCGGGGCUCCGGGCCGCGCCUCGUCCUUGUCCGUGCCGGGAUCCCGGGCGUUCCCGCACCGCAGCCCGGCCGGGAGGCUCGGGACAGCCCCCGAGGACGAGGAGGAGGUGGCAGUGAUGGUCCCUGUCCCAGGAUCGUCCCUGUCCCCGCCGCUGCCACCGGAAGGUUCCGGACAGCUCCCGAGGACGAGGAGGAGGUGGCAGUGAUGGUCCCUGUCCCCGCCGCUGCCACCGGAGGCUCGGGACAGCCACGAGGAGGAGGUGGCAGGAUCGUCCCUGUCCCAGGAUCGUCCCUGUCCCCGUCGCUGCCACCGGAGGCUCAGGACAGCCCCGAGGACGAGGAGGAGGUGGCAGUGAUGGUCCCUGUCCCCGCCGCUGCCACCGGAAGGUUCAGGACAGCCCCGAGGACGAGGAGGAGGUGGCAGUGAUGGUCCCUGUCCCCGCUGCUGCCACCGGAGGUCGGGACAGCCCCCGAGGACGAGGAGGAGGUGACAGGAUCAUCCCUGUCCCCGCCGCUGCCACCGGAGGCUCGGGACAGCCACGAGGACGAGGAGGAGGUGACAGUGAUGGUCCCUGUCCCCGCCGCUGCCACCGGAGGCUCGGGACAGCCCCGAGGACGAGGAGGAGGUGGCAGUGAUGGUCCCUGUCCCCGCACAGCCGGCGGCAGCAGGAGUUUCUGGACGCGGGUCGCUGCUCUGUUUCUCCAGGGCGGAGCCGCAGGAGGGGCUGGAGCACCCGCAGGGAUCGGAGCUCCCCGCGGUGCCUGGGAGCGGCUGCUGCGAGGAGCCGGCCCCAAAUUCCCGUUUGUUCUGCUUGAGAAGCCGGCCCGAGCUCCAGGGACUGGGAGAGCUCCUGCCGGCCCCUCCCCAAUAAA
Messenger RNA from Hirundo rustica (Barn swallow), 2692 nucleotides. It is a transcript of the gene DENND6B, whose product is annotated as DENN domain containing 6B. Gene Ontology annotation, cellular component: recycling endosome. Gene Ontology annotation, molecular function: guanyl-nucleotide exchange factor activity. Bases 1 to 1728 code for a protein of 575 amino acids. The transcript has 20 exons. Lineage: Eukaryota; Metazoa; Chordata; Aves; Passeriformes; Hirundinidae. The record is from RefSeq and is a predicted model, not a curated record.